GUCAACACCCCAAAUCCUUUUCUUUUGCCAUUCACAUUCUCCUUUUUUUUUUGUCUUUUGCUUUUCUACUCCUUCUCCACGAAGUUACCUUCCCCAUGAAGUUGUCUCUCGCCCCUUAACUUCACUACACACUCACUAGUCACGACACUGCUUCUUAUUUCACUCUUGAGACUUGUUUAUUUUCUUUUUCUCUCUCUCACUCUCUGUUUCUUUGUUUAGUUUUGCAAUGGCGACUAGUAGUAACAGUCCCCGAGAUCAUAUAGAGCAUCUUAGGAAAACGACGUUUUCCAUCGGCGGACAAGAGAAUCCACUGGCUUCCAUGCUUGACAAGGCUGUUGAGUAUCUCUCUGCUGAACUCUAUGCCAAGGAUGUUCACUUUCUCAUGGAACUCAUCCAGAAUGCAGAAGACAAUGAAUACCCGGCAGGGGUGGAUCCUUCGCUUGAGUUUGUCAUAACAUCUCGUGAUAUAACUGCUACUGGUGCAUCUGCCACUUUGCUCAUUUUCAAUAACGAGAUGGGUUUUACUCCUAAGAACAUCGACUCCAUUUGCAGCGUUGGAAAUUCCACUAAGAAAGGCAACCGCAAACGCGGUUAUAUCGGGGAGAAAGGAAUUGGGUUCAAGAGUGUGUUUCUCGUUAGUGCACAACCCUGCAUAUUCAGUAAUGGUUAUCAGAUACGAUUCAGUGAAAAGCCUUCUCCAGACUGCAAGCUUGGCUACAUAGUUCCUGAAUGGGUUGAGGAUAGCCCAUCUCUUUCUGACAUAAAGCAAAUAUAUGGUUCCAGGUGCUCUUUACCUACUACCACCAUUGUCUUGCCUUUGAAGCCUGACAAGAUGGGACCUGUAAAGCAGCAACUUUCGAGCAUCCAUCCAGAAGUACUGCUAUUCCUGUCGAAGAUAAAGUGCCUCUCUGUCAGGGAGGAUAAUGAAGAUCCAAGACUCAAUACUGUUAGUGCAAUAGCUAUUACAAAAGAGACCAAUUUCGUGACAAGGAAGAAUAUUGAUGCCGAAUCCUACACACUCCACCUGUCUGCAGAGGAAAAUGGUGAUAGCUCCAGGGCAGAAUGCAGCUACCAUAUCUGGAGGCAGAAGUUUCCUGUUAGACAGGAAAACAGAGUUGAGAGGAGAAUGGAUGUGGAGGAUUGGUUGGUUAGUUUGGCUUUUCCUAAUGCAGAGCGUCUGCAUCGAGGAACCAGCUCACCUGGAGUUUAUGCAUUCCUUCCUACAGAGAUGGUUACAAAUUUCCCAUUCAUAAUUCAAGCAGAUUUUAUUCUGGCAUCAUCAAGAGAAACGAUAUUGUUGGACAACACAUGGAAUCAAGGGAUUCUUGACUGCGUGCCCUGUGCUUUUGUCAAUGCAUUAAUCUCGCUGGUAAAAAGUACAGAAGAUGCACCGCUAUCUAGUUUGCCUCGAAUGUUUGAGUUCCUGCCACUCAGCGGCUCUCCCUAUCCAAAGUUGAAUGUUGUCAGAGAAUCAAUCAAAACAAAACUGGCUGCGGAAAAUAUUCUCCCAAGUGAGUCAUACACGGUGCAGAAAUUCUUUCAUAAGCCAUGUGAAGUUCGCCGAAUAAUGCCUGAAUUUUGGAAUAUACUGAAGAAGGCAAGGAAUCAAGGAGUGAGCUUGCAUAAUCUCUCAUCCCAUGGUUCUUAUAUUCUGAGUUCUUCAUUUGACAAACCGGAAUAUGAUCAAAUACUGAAUUUCCUGGGAGUGGGAUCAGUGAACAAUGAAUGGUAUGCAAAGUGCAUUCAGGGCUCUAAUCUUGUAAUGGGAGUCUCAGACGAAACCUAUCUGGAACUUCUCAUUUUUUUGGCUGACAAUUGGCAAUCUAAGUUUCAGAAUACCGAGAUUUUGAGAAUUCCACUUAUAGAAUAUGUAGGUCUUGAUGGGAGUGUGCAUUUGGCCACUAUUAGCGAGUCAACAAGGGGUGUAUUGUCGCUGUGCUUUGCCAAUGCAUUGACUCAUGCCUCAUGGUUGAUUGAUUGGAAUAAAGAAUUCAGAUGCGCUGCGAAAUGGUUUUUUGUGCCUCUAGGUACACAACAAACUAUCAGGUCAUGUUCCAAAAAACAAGUAGUGUGGGAUUGGCUUAUAAACCAUGUCAAACUCACUGCUUGCAGUGUGUACGAGUAUGCAACCGUACUCACUAAUCAUGUCAGUGCUGACCGAAAACUCGCCAUUGCCUAUGUUCACUUCUUAUAUCAUUCCUUCUCUCGCCAGUAUCUAUCAGAUUCACAGAUUAACAAUCUACGUGAUGUUGUGCCUCUUGUGGACAACUAUGGGAAUGUGAGAACGAGGAGGAGUGCAGUUCUUGUACCAGCUAAUGAAAGUGAAUGGGUGCGGUUAAUUGGUUCAAAUCCCUGGAGAGAAGAUGGCUAUAUUGAGUUGGGAGAAGACUACUCACGUCCUGCAUGUUAUGCUGGUCAAAGCAUGACUGGAAAGCAGCUUAUACUAUUUCUGAAAGCUCGUCUUCGUGCUGUUGAUAUUCCUCAUAUAUCUCCUCCCGAUGCUGGAAUCCCAGCGGUGUCUGCAACACUUACGAAGCAGAAUGCGUUCUUGCUGUUGGAAUGGAUUCGCUAUCUGAACAAUAAGGGCAAUGGCAUUCCAGACAAGUUUUUAUCUUGCAUAAAGAAUGGUAGCUGGCUGAGAAUUACCAUGAAUGGCUUUCCUGGUCACAGACCACCAUCUCAGUCAUUCCUACUCACCUCGGGAAAUUCCGACUGGGGAAGCAUUAUGCAGCAUGGAUCUGUACUUGUGGACAUUCCAUUAAUUGAUAAGAGCUUCUACGGUGAUGAAAUUUAUAAGUACAGGGAGGAGCUAAAAUCAAUUGGAGUCAUGUUUGAAUAUAGAGAAGCGUGUGAAUUUAUUGGGAAGCGACUCAUGUCUCUUGCUACUUCAUCUACCUUAAGCAAAAGCCAUGUGAUUGCAAUGCUCAAUUUUAUUAGGUUUUUGAGGAAAAAUUUGCUUUCUCCAAGUGGUUUUAUUUGCAGCGUUAAGGAUGGAAGAUGGCUGCACACAUCCCGUGGUAGCCGAUCUCCGGUUGGAUCUGUUUUGUACAAUCAGGAGUGGGCAAGUGCUAAGCAAAUAAGUGACAUCCCCUUCAUUGAUCAACAAUAUUAUGGCGAUGAAAUUCUUUAUUUCCAGACAGAACUUCAGCUCCUUGGCGUCACCAUUGGCUUCUGUGAAAAUCACCAGGUGGUUGUGGACUUUCUGAACCCUUCGAUGUUGAACAAUCUUACAGCUGAAACUCUUUAUUUGGUAUUGGAUUGCAUUCGCCAUAUUCAAUCUGCUGAAAAACUGGUUAAUGCUUGUAAAAGUGCAAAAUGUCUGAAGACUGACUUUGGUUAUAAGCGUCCAGGUGAAUGCUUUUUGUUUGAUCCUGAAUGGGGUUGCCUUCUAGAGAUUUUCGGUGGUUUUCCAUUCAUUCUUGAUAGUUUCUAUGGAAGCAACAUCAUUUCUUUUAGAAAGGAGUUGAAGCAGCUGGGAGUAAUAGUAGACUUGGAGGAGGCUGCUAAAGUCUUUGCGCUCACUUUUAAGCAGCAGGCAUCAUUACAUUCCAUUACCAAGAAUAAUGUUCUUUCUUUCCUGGCAUGCUACAGACAGCUAAAGGGGUCUCCUCAAAAACUUCCUCCAGAUCUGACGAGCUGCAUCCGUGAAGCAAAAUGGUUAAAGACUAGGCUUGGUUAUUAUAGAUCUCCGCAAGACUGCAUCCUGUUUGGGCCUGAUUGGGAGUCAAUCUCUCCAAUUACUCUGCUUCCUCUUAUUGAUGAUAGUGACACUUGUUAUGGGAAGGAGAUAUAUGAAUAUAGAAAGGAACUAAAGAGUUUGGGGGUGGUUACUAGUUUUACAGAUGGCUUGAAGUUCGUGGUUGAUGGUCUUUGUUUUCCCCAGGAUCCCAGAAGCAUAACUCCUGCGAAUGUGUUCUCAUUGCUCGAAUUUAUCCGGAUUUUCUUGCAAAAGGAUUCAUCUCUUCCGCAGGUUUUUCUGAAAAAGGCUUCUAAAAAAUGGUUGAGGACCAAUGCAGGUUAUGCGGCUCCAGACAUGUGCUGCUUGUUCGAUUCGAAUUGGGGAUCCCAUGUGAAGCAGACUGAUGGACCUUUCAUUGAUGAUGGAUUUUAUGGUUCUAUAAUUACAUCAUACAAAAGAGAACUCAGUGCUAUAGGAGUCAUUGUUGAAUUAGAAAAGGGAUGCUCAUUGCUCGCCAGUCACCUAGUUUCUCAUUCUGAAUUUGCCACCAUACUACGAAUAUAUGAAUUUUUGAUUCAAUACAAGUGGAAGCCUGGAAGUACAACAACUGACUUGAUUUGGAUUCCAUUUGGAAAUGAAGAUGGAAAGUGGGUUAAUCCAGGAGCAUGUGCUCUACAUGACAAGGAUAAUCUCUUUGGCUUGCUGUUGAAUGUUCUAGAGAAACACUAUCAGCCGAGGUUGCUCAAUUUCUUUUCCAGCGAAUUUGGCGUCAAAAGCAAUCCUUCAAUCGAUGAUUACUGCAAGCUUUGGAAGACUUGGGAAAACACAGGACACCAAUUGACGCAUGCUGCAUGUUGUGCAUUCUGGGGGUGGGUUAUUAAGCAAAAGAGCUCAAAAGUAGAAAAAAUUCUGGCCGAUGACUUGGCAAAACUUCCCGUUCUUUCAGGCUCUGGUGAAAUAUUGAUGUCCGACAAGUGCGAUGUUUUUAUAGCGGAUGACCUUCAACUGAAAGACCUCUUUGAGAAGUGUUCAACCCGCUCUAUAUUUGUCUGGUAUCCUCAGCCAAGCGCCCCUUCUUUGCCUCGGAGUAUGUUGCUUGAAGUGUACAGGAAAAUCGGGGUUCGCACAAUCUCUGAAUCAGUGCAGAUGGAAGAACUCUCUUUAGAAGAUAGUAUAGAGCUUAAGCAGGCGAGUGCAAACGAAAUUGGGAUUGGGAAAGGGCUGGUUAGACUCAUUUUGGGCUUUCUAGCUGAUCCUUCUCUUAAAAUGGAACCAAAAACAAGGCAUGAAGCUGUAAAGUGCCUCCUCCACCUCACUCUGUUGGAGACAGUGGAGCGAAUUGAAGUAAGCUACAGUUUAUCACUCUCAUCUGGUGAGAUCGUGAAAGUAAGAACUGAACGAAUGCUACGCUGGGACAAAGAGAGUUCUAAGCUUUUCACACAGAAGACGAAUAGAGCCGGUGGACAGAGAAAUCUCGUUGAAUAUGCAACAUAUUUCUCUGAGGCAAUAGCUGAGGGAGUGUUAUGGGAGAAAGAAAGUCACAUACGUGCGCUUUCUGAGUUGAUUAGGUUGGCUUUCGUGCUGAAUUUUGAUGAAGAAGCAGUUGAAUUUUUGAUGAAAUCCAAAAAUCUGCAAGUUUUCGUGGAGGAUGAGGAGUUCUUGUCUGCUGCAUUCCCCUCUCCCUAGGUCUAUGCUGAACUGAUUGCUAGUUGUAUGUAAACUUUACUUUUCCCCCCCGCUACUGUGUUUAUGCAUGUUUGAUGGUAAGUGCUAUGGGUUUAAAAUAUGUAAUACUUAGUGCUCUGCCUAUGGGAGCAUAGUCUUUUUGUAUAUAAAUGACUGCUGCGUUCUGUUUCUUUUCUAUGAUCAAGUCUUGCACUACUCUGAACUGCAAUUCAAGGGAACUGGCAUUUAUAUUCAAUAUGCUCACAUGCAAUGUGUUUUAUGUCUUUC
Ricinus communis (castor bean) is the source of this 5632-nucleotide messenger RNA. RefSeq lists its product as uncharacterized. Lineage: Eukaryota; Viridiplantae; Streptophyta; Magnoliopsida; Malpighiales; Euphorbiaceae. The record is from RefSeq and is a predicted model, not a curated record. The transcript is spliced from 3 exons. Bases 227 to 5365 code for a protein of 1712 amino acids.